Talpa occidentalis (Iberian mole) is the source of this 6555-nucleotide messenger RNA. It is a transcript of the gene ZNF395, whose product is annotated as zinc finger protein 395. NCBI's taxonomy places the organism in Eukaryota, Metazoa, Chordata, Mammalia, Eulipotyphla, Talpidae. The coding region runs from base 2110 to 3612 and encodes 500 amino acids. Gene Ontology annotation, cellular component: nucleus. The transcript is spliced from 10 exons. The record is from RefSeq and is a predicted model, not a curated record. Gene Ontology annotation, molecular function: RNA polymerase II cis-regulatory region sequence-specific DNA binding; DNA-binding transcription factor activity. Gene Ontology annotation, biological process: regulation of transcription by RNA polymerase II.
UGUCUGCUCCGGGGCUUUACCUCAGGACAGAUGUCUGCGCUAAGGGCUGUUAGCACAUCAGAAAGUGUUUGCUGAGCCUGGAAAUGGGUUAGCCCUUCCUGGACGUUGACCAAAAUACAUAUUGUAGGGUUAUCAACCCCUCCUACAGUGGGGGAGCCUGGCAGGCGGGGAGAGGUGCCAGAGGACUCAGGAUCCCCCCAAACAGCCCAUCAACAGUUAGACUUUUUCUUUCUUUUCUUUUCUUUUUUUUUUUUUUAACCAAACCCAGAAUGUAUGUUUCAAUCCAGGGAUUCCUCGGGGGAGACCCUGGGGUGGGAGGAGGCAUCUGGCUGACAGUUGGAACGCUCUUAGGGUGACCCUGAAAUGCAUGUGUCUUGACUUUGUUGCUCGGGAAUCGUGGCAAAUUAAGGGGUGGCUGGUUUCUGUGGACCUGUCAGAGCUCCCAGGGGCGAACCCACAGGGUGUGAAGAGAGAAGAGGUGAGGGAGAGAGGACACUACAGGCAGAUGGAUGGGGGCGCUCCGGGAGGCGACCCUUCAUCCAGGCGUCAUCCCAGGUGCUCCCAUCAGUCACUCAGGUUCCAGGGUUCGCCUGCCCCCGCCACCUGCGUGCAGGGCACGCCGUGGGUGCUCGGUCACUCCCGAGUCCCUGCAGGGCUCCGCUGUUUGGGCACAGCUGCGCUGCAGUAGCCCAGUGCAGGUGGUGGGCGGGGUGGGCCCCGUGGCCGCGCUGGGAGGUCACCUGUCUGUCGAGCUUCACUCUAGAUUCCUGCUGUCCCACCCCACCCCCAGCAUAAACUUGGCUAAAAUUUUAUUUAAUUUUUUGGACCAGUUGCUUUAUCUCUCGUGCCCUCUCAGAGGGCCAUACGUGUAUAAAGUUCUCCCCAAAUUUGCUAAAUGAUUAACAGCGACUGGGCCGGUGUAACGAGGCCAGACUAAAGCACUGACCUUUAUUUUGUAGGUGGGAGGCUCAGAUGUGCGCGAAGGAGAGAUUUUCAAGGAAACAAAGUGGGUGAGGACAGGGAAAUAGAAACUCGUAGGAUUGGGAGUUGUUUUAUCUGUCAGGGUUUACUAAGGAGUCCUUAGUUUAUCUCGUGUAGCUGCUGUGUUUGUCACAAGUGGCUCUGAGAAUUAAAUUAGACGCAGCUGAUGAAAGCUGGUGCCUGUUAGGCAGUUUCCCUUCUUUCUCUUCUGCUUUUAAAAAUUAAGACUUGGGCAUACUCUAAAUGAAGCAAAUAAUACAAAUGUGUGUCGGUGUGGGAUUUGGGCCUGUAAAGAAGGGGCAGGGAAUGCAACAGCCAGAAGUGGGCAGGUUCAACUCCAUGCAAAUGCAGCAGGCUUUGGAACGACAAUCAAAAAAGUAAAAAAUGUGCUUUAAAUACAUUUAAAAAAAGGCUUCCGGGAACAUCAUCAGUCUGUUAACCAAAUAUUUCAGGCUCCAUCUGAAGCCUGGAAGCCCAGGAAUUUUGGAAAUAUGGCCCUUUUUGCAUUUGCAGUGGUAGAAACCUCAAACUUCCUGCUCUGGAAAGUGGGGGUGGCCACGGGGCUGUGUUUUUGAAUGAAGAAAAGGGCUUUUUCUGUCCCUGGGUGGGUGCUGCCACCUGGUGUCUGUAAGCGGGACGGCGACUCCAGCUCCCCGGGCAUCGCCGAGGGUAAACUGAGCGAGAGGCUCUUGUUUCGGUUGAGGCUUCCAGGAUAGGGGGAUGGGGUUUUGAGGCCCACUUAGCCUGGACAUAGAUUUUUUUUUUUGCAGUGGUGAGGCAUGGACUCCUUGGUUUUUCUUCCUUUUACUGUAGAGCUCCUGAGUGUGGGUGCUGCCGCAUUCUGGACCUCCGCCCUGCCGGGUCCGGUGGACCGGCCUCUCCUGGACGUGCUUUCCAGGGGCCUCCUGGUGAGGGGCCGUGUGAGCUGAGUGCAGCCUGAGCCACAUACUGUGAAAAGGAGCCAAACCCUGGAUCUCAAUAUUUGCAGCUUUCUUACUAUUUGGUGAACUUACGGUGUCCGCUCAUGGCUUGCUCUGGGCAGAUGUUUACUAAGGAGGCCGGAUUCCGGAGAUGCGGAGAUGGCGUGGGACCCCAGCCAAGCACGGAGGGACUUUUGGACAAGAGUAAAUGAAGGACAGCAGCAUGGCCAGCGUGCUGUCCCGGCGCCUCGGUAAGCGGUCCCUCCUGGGAGCCCGGGUGCUGGGCCCACCCGGGGCUGCCCCAGCCCUGGAACCUCAGGCAGAGCUCCUGGAAGGGCCAUCUUCCCAGCCCGGCCUCGCCUCUAAGGACACUUACCGCCUGGAACAGCCCAAAGAGGUCCUCAAGGGCCCCUGCCCCUCAGGCCUGCCGCCUGUGGUCUUUCAGCCUGGGCAGAAGGUUUACGUGUGGUACGGCGGUCAGGAGCGCGCUGGGCUGGUGGAGCAGCACAGCUGGCCCGAGGACAAGGUGACCGUCCGGCUGUUGGAGCAGAUGGCCCAGGUGUGCUGCAGAGCGGAGGAGGUGUGGCUGGCCGAGCUGCAGGCACCUGCCCCGGAGCUGGGGGCACAGGCACCCGCCUACAGGCCUGUUUCUCGGAAUAUCGACGUCCCCAAGAGGAAGUCGGACGCAGUGGAGAUGGAUGAGAUGAUGGCGGCCAUGGUGCUCACCUCCCUGUCCUGCAGCCCGGUGGUGCAGAGUCCCCCCGGGGCCGAGGCCAGCUUCUCAGUGUCCCGAGCGGCCUGCGACCUGUGGAAGGAGAGCGGUGACGUGUCGGACAGCGGCAGCAGCACCACCAGCGGGCACUGGAGCGGGAGCAGCGGGGUCUCCACCCCCUCGCCCCCCCAUCCCCAGGCGAGCCCCAAGUAUUUGGGGGACGCCUUUGGUUCUCCCCAAACUGAUCAUGGAUUUGAGACCGAUCCAGAUGCUUUCCUGUUGGAUGAACCAGCUCCACGGAAAAGAAAGAACUCGGUCAAGGUGAUGUACAAGUGCCUGUGGCCCAACUGUGGCAAAGUCCUGCGCUCCAUCGUGGGCAUCAAAAGACACGUGAAGACCCUCCACCUGGGGGACACCGUGGACUCCGACCAGUUCAAGCGGGAAGAGGAUUUCUACUACACGGAGGUGCAGGUGAAGGAGGAAGCCGCGGCUGCUGCUGUGGCCCCCAUGGCUGACUCAGCGCCUGCCCCCAGCAUGACCAGCCCGCCCCUGGCCAUCCUCCCGCCGCCGCCCAAGGCGCAGGGUUCGGGAGCCGAACACCCAGGCCUGGAGUCCUACCUGUCCCCGGGCGCUCUCAGCAAGUCCGCGCCUGGCUCCUUCUGGCACAUUCAGGCCGACCACGCCUACCAGGCUCUGCCAUCCUUUCAGAUCCCUGUCUCGCCCCACAUCUACACCAGUAUUAGCUGGGCGGCCGCACCCUCCACAGCCUCCUCCCUCUCUCCGGUCCGGAGCCGGUCGCUCAGCUUCAGCGAGCCCCAGCCGCCGCCGCCUGCCAUGAAGUCUCACCUGAUUGUCACGUCUCCUCCCCGGGCCCAGAGCAGCGCCAGGAAGGCCCGCGGGGAGGCCAAGAAGUGCCGCAAGGUGUACGGCAUCGAGCACCGGGACCAGUGGUGCACGGCCUGCCGCUGGAAGAAGGCGUGCCAGCGCUUCCUGGACUGAGCCGCGCCCGGGCGCCCGGCCCGCGGCCUCCGCCUCCAGGCCGCCGCAGAGCCUGAGCAGAGAGGGUGGACCUCGGGUGUUCGGGAUCUGUUAGCUGAGGCCUAACCGAUCAAACACGGUCCCUCCUGGUGGGAACAUUUUUUUUUUUAACGAAAAGAAACGUGAUUAUUUUUUCCCCUAAAAUAGGAGAGCGAACCGAAACUGACCCAGGGUAUUCUACAGCGCACCAGAGACCAAAGAAUCGGUGACACCCCGCCACCUCCCGCCUCUCUAGGGGAUUCCUUUGUAAGCUCCAAAGAGGGACCAGCUCGCCCUCUUUCCUACAGAGUUGGGGGAUUCUUUGCCUUCUCCGCUCUUCCAGAAGGGACUGUGAGCAAGAUGAAUUGACUUUUCUUUAAAAAAACAAAACAAAAUACAAAUCGCAGGUUUCCGGCUGACUUGGAGCAGGACUGGCGGGACUGGGGUGGGCGGAGCGGGGUACCUGCUUGCCUUGUGAGGUGCAGUGGCCCCUCCUCUGCCCGCUUGCAUCGGAGGAGAGCCCGGCCCUCACCAAAGCAGCUUCCGCGGAAGCAGACGGAAGGCCCCUUCUUGGUGACAACGGCUUGAACCCGGUUCUCUGAGACAUCGGGUGCACCCCAAAAACAUUACAAGGCUCUUUGCAAAGCCCAGAUGAAGAGGCUGGUAAGUCCAGCCAGUGGGCAGUAGGAAUUCAUUGGUUAAAACACUACGUGAGCCUUCUCGCCUCUUCCCCAGGAGAUGAGCCCGGAGGGCCUCCAGCACCUGUGAGCUUGGCCCGGCCCCAGUAACGCCCCUCGCCACGUGUCCUCCCCCGGCACUUGGUUCUCAGAGUAUUCAGAAGCUUCUCUCUGAUUAAAACCCCCUUUUAUUUGGGUGCCCUGGUGACCCUGGGUGGUCCUUUUGGAUUUUACCAGGAACUCCCCCAUUUCCCUCCCAAGGCUGCUGCGGGGCUGGUGUGGAGAGGGAGAAGCAAACCCAUGGAAAGGUCAGCGGCAGCUGCCCCCUCAAUGGUGAGGGAGCUGGUGGGUCACCUUCCCCUUUGGGGACUGCCCAGUCUUCCUCCCAGCCGGACUGGACUCUGCAGCUCGUGCAGAGGGGCGUGGAUUCCUGCUUUGUCGGUCAAGUGUCGGUGUUGAGGAGGGUCCGCUUGAGGUGGUGACCCAGUCUCUUGCCUGAAGGCUGGACAGAUGCGGCAGAGCGCCGCCUGGGGGCAGUGGGAUCCCGGGAGGCGGUGGGGGAGGGCUUGCAUCCUGGCGCUGCAGACCUGUGCAUUUCUGAGCCCUCAAGAGUGGGGGGCGCUGGGUCGAUGGCUGGGGAGGCAGAGGGCCACGCUGUUCUUGAGAGGGUGGGAGACGUGGGUGGGGACUUUCAUGCCUGCCAGCAGCGACCAGCUGGGCCCUGCAGGGAAUCUCCUCUUUCUCCCGAGGGUGACUGGUCUGGGGAUUCCUCGGUACCUGUUUGAACACUUCCUGGAGCCACGUCUGAAUCCCACCGAGCCCCCCCUCCUACGGUGGGGCAGCAGCACCCCCCGCACCCCUGGUUCUGAUGGAGGCCAGCCUCUGGGCCCCAGGUGGAAAUCCUUGGCUGCUGACUUGCUUCCCGUGGGAAACGAGCAGAUGCUUUUCAUGCUAAGACUUGUUGGACGCCACCUGGAGGUAGAGGCGUGACGUGGGACGGUGACGGGGCAGGCGCAGGGUCUUCGGUGGCGACGGGGCGUGUUUUAGUGACUUAGUUAAACAAGCACAUAUGGAUUCUGUCCCGGGGCCGUCUCAACACUGGGCCAGCUGGGGGUGGCCCGGUUCCUCUGUCCCUCCCGCCUCCUGAGAAAGACGAGUCUGAGCGGUGGGAGGUGUGGGCAGCCUCCAGACCCGGGACCCGCCCGGGAGCCUCUUCCCUGCUUCAGCCAGCGCCUGCCGUUCGCGUUCCCCCUCAGCCGGGAGGCCGGCAUGUAAAGUACUGACUCCGAAGAUUUCUCUCCCAGUGGGGUGGGUGUCUCCGUCACCGGUGCCCGGGGCAGAAAAGGAGCCAGGAGGAAGGAUUGACGAGGCAGCUUAACCACAGAGGGGGCUGGAUGAUUUUUUUUAAGCUUUUGUUUUGGGGCUGCCUCCCCUGCCUGCCUCCGCCCCUGACCCCUUGGGGGUGGCCGCCCCUCUGGCCCUUGACCCUCCCCCCGGCGCCCUCAGUGGCCCGUGUUGGUCCUUGACAAGCCUCGGGGCUGCCCCCUUUGUUGCCGCUCGGGGACUGACCAGGCCAUCCCACCCGGUCUCUCCUGUCUUUCCCGGCUCCCCAACCCCCCAGGGAGGAGACCCUGAUGGCUGAGGCCACGGUGUGCUCUGGACGGCUAACAGGUCCGGCUUUCAAAGCAGUUACCUGGGGCAGCCGUUUACUCCAGAAGUCCCCCUUCCUCUGAAAUCUCUUGGAAUCACCCUUUGGCGUCUGUGGCGGCCACAUUGAAGGCCCUUAAUGACAUGGACGCUGCCCCCACGUCGCGAGUGCGCUGGUCAGGCCCGUCCCGGGUGCCGGCACACGGACCGACUAGGGAAGAAAACAGCCUGGGCUUCACUCUGACUUUCGAGCCGGCUGUGAAAGCGAUUUGGUAAUUUUAGAGAGUGUUCUGGACAAGGUGAGCCUCUGGCUUGACUCCUUGGAGGACGUGAUGCUUUGGAGUGGGGAAGCCUGAUUGGUUUGACAUCUGACGUGUUAGUUUCUGGCCUGCCCAGGUUCUGACUUGAUCAGGGGCCAACAACAACAACAACAACAACAACAAAGAGGGAGCGAGAUCCCAUCUGUGAAUUUGUCUUCUUGGCGCCUUCUCCCCAGCUGUCUUCCAAGUAUUAUUUUUACUGUUAAAAAUUUUUUUAAAAAAUGUGAAAUGUAAUGUUUUUACAGCAACAAUAUGAAAUAUAUUUUAUAAGGAAUAAAACG